AUGUCUACCUACGACGAUCACGCCACUGAGUCGAAGUCUAGCCGCUCGAACGUAGUCGAUGAAGAGAAGAGCGGCGGAGAAGAACAGCAGGUUGUCGGGGCCGCCACAGGCCUGAGUGAGAAAGGAAGUGAGCCGACCACAGAACAGGCGGCACUGGUCGACUGGGAGGGCCCUGGCGACCCAGAAAGCCCUUUGAACUGGCCCAGCUGCACACGAAUGACACAUGUUCUGAUGGCUAGCGCACCGACACUUCUGGCCAACGUCACCACGACUGCCUUUGCACCCGCAGCUGGAUCGCUUCAGAGAGAAUUUGGGAUCACAGAUAAGACUGUCGGGGCACUUACAGUUACUAUAUAUCUGCUUGGCUAUGGCUUUGGGCCGCUGCUCAUCGCCCCGCUUUCUGAGCACUACGGCCGCCUCCCCAUCUAUCACGCGACCAACACCGGCACAGUCGGAGCCGGCACGAUUGCGGAUGUCAUGCCGCCGGAGCAGAGAGGCCGCGCCCUGGGCAUCUUCUCGAAGCUGGACUGGCGCUGGGUAUUUCGGAUCAUCUACUUUGCGACUGCCGUCAUGGCGGUGGCCAUGCUUAUGGCUAUGCGUGAAACAUAUGGACCGGUGCUUCUGAAGAGGAAAGCAGAACGUAUUCGCAAAGAGACCGGGAACCUGGCGCUGCACACUCGUUUUGAGCAGCAGAACAUGAGCCCGCUCCGCUCGCUGUGGCUCGCUCUGCAGCGCCCUACCUACAUGCUUAUCUUCUCGCCCAUUACGCUGUUUCUCUCGUUGUAUUGCGCAUUCGUCUUUGGUCUCUUAUACCUCCUCUUUACUACCUUUGCGUCUGUCUUCUCCGAACAAUACAACUUUAGCUCAGGUAUUCCCGGUCUGGCCUACUUGGGUGUGGGUCUUGGGAUGGCCGUUGGGGUCGCCCUGUUCAGUAUCCUGUCAGAUAGGGUCGCCAGUAAGAACCAAGAAAAGGCCAGCGGUGAGCCGUGGAAACCGGAGAGACGGCUUUUGCUAAUGGUCUAG
Lasiodiplodia theobromae is the source of this 1023-nucleotide messenger RNA. RefSeq names its product MFS multidrug transporter. The transcript is spliced from 6 exons. Gene Ontology annotation, molecular function: transmembrane transporter activity. The coding region runs from base 1 to 1023 and encodes 340 amino acids. NCBI's taxonomy places the organism in Eukaryota, Fungi, Ascomycota, Dothideomycetes, Botryosphaeriales, Botryosphaeriaceae. The record is from RefSeq and is a predicted model, not a curated record. Gene Ontology annotation, biological process: transmembrane transport.